AUGGCAGACGAUGAACGGCCCAAUGAAGGGGUUCAAACAGGCUUCCCUCAAUCGCCGUCUGCCUUCGAUGCCGAUGAACGCAUCUCUUUUUCCAGGCUAGACAACAAGUUCCUGCUCGAAACCGAAGAUGGCAACGAAUUCGAAUGGGACACGGCGCUGAGACGAUGGAUUCCAGUGCUGGACCAGUCUCUUUUGGACCAACAAGGCGAAAUCUAUAGGGUUGCAGGUGUAGACGAGAACGCGAGUACGAAUCAGAAGAAGAAGAGGAAGCAAGCAAAUGGAGAUGAGGCCGGGCAUAAACAAAAGAAGCCACGAGUCAAUUCGGCAGUGUAUGUUACCUCCAUUCCUCUCGAUGCCGACCAGGAAGAAAUCAACCAUGUCUUCUCGAAAUGUGGUGUUAUUGCAGAAGAGAUAGACGCAGGCAAGCCGCGCAUCAAGAUGUACGAAGACGAUCAAGGACAAUUCAAGGGUGACGCGCUUGUGGUCUAUUUCAGGCCUGAGUCCGUCGAACUAGCAAUCCAGAUGCUGGACGAUUCGGAUUUUCGUCUGGGCACUGAGGGCCCCUCAGGUAAAAUGAGGGUGCAAGCAGCAGAUUUCUCUUACAAGAGCCAACAGGAAGCCCCAGCCAAGAGCAACAAGAAGGAUCAGAAGAAGGUCAUAAAGAAGACACAAAAGAUGAUGAGCAAAUUGACCGACUGGGACGAUGAUGAUCCACAGACGCUUCAGGAUACGAGUUCGAAAUGGGACAAGGUUGUGAUCCUGAAGCACAUGUUUACCCUUGAAGAGUUGCAAGAGGAUCCUGCGGCCAUGCUGGAAAUCAAAGAGGACAUUCGUGAAGAAUGUUCCAAGCUUGGGGAGGUGACCAAUGUAGUGCUAUUCGACAAAGAAGAAGCCGGGGUCGCUAGUGUACGCUUCUCUACUGCAGAGGCGGCCAAUGCAUGCGUGAGACUCAUGCAUGGACGAUGGUUCGACGAACGACAACUAGAAGCAACCGUUGCGACUGGAACUGAAAAGUACAAGAAGUCCAGUGACAAGACUGUAGGGCUGUAUGAUGAUGAAGAAGGAGAAGGAGAAGGAGAAGGAGGUAGAUUGGAUAGAUUUGGGUCCUGGCUGGAAGAAGAUCAAUGA
Exophiala aquamarina CBS 119918 is the source of this 1128-nucleotide messenger RNA. RefSeq lists its product as uncharacterized. Gene Ontology annotation, cellular component: U2 snRNP; U2-type spliceosomal complex. Gene Ontology annotation, biological process: mRNA splicing, via spliceosome. The record is from RefSeq and is a predicted model, not a curated record. The transcript is spliced from 6 exons. Bases 1 to 1128 code for a protein of 375 amino acids. Lineage: Eukaryota; Fungi; Ascomycota; Eurotiomycetes; Chaetothyriales; Herpotrichiellaceae. Gene Ontology annotation, molecular function: RNA binding.